AUGCAGGGCCUCUGAACAAUCAAUGCUGAUUAGGGGCCCUUUUGGCAAAAUGCUUUUAUUUACUGCUUCUGUGCUUGUGUCCAUGUUCCACCACAAUGUGACACAGUAGCAUUAUUAGAAUUGACAACAUUAUACAACAGCUCAUUACUAUAAGUGCCGUAACCCACCAACCAAUCAGAGGCUCCCUUUCUUUAUUCUAUUUAAUGUAGCAAAGCUAACAGCUAUAGGUUGCUGCUCUGGUGCAACACAAGUAGUUGAGGUGAUAAAGGUUAUUAUGGAACAGAAUGUGCGCUCUGCCGCUAAGAACCGGCGGUACUAACCAAACUACCAAACCCAAUAAAACCACGUUGUUACCGUCCCGACCAUCAGUAGACGAAUAAGACAUUUUGAGAACAAUACAAAUUAAAAAUUACACAAACCUAAGUUCUAUCGUACCUGACUACACUCUAGUCGCCUUACAGAUCGCGUUAGAUCCGGAACGGAGAUGCUUUGCGGAGGCAAUGACGUCAAAGCUACGCGACCAAAUUGUGGGCGGUAGGAUAAUACGUAGCGAAGGGUCUAGCGCCUAUCCCUAAGAAGCAUCAACGUCACGACAUCAUGUGACAGGCCGGACUAUGGAGUGAUUGGUGCGGCGUUACAGCUGCUUCCGGGAGUUGUAGCAAUGCAAUCGUAGUUGGGGGGGGAGAGGAAGUAUUGGCAGUAGAGGAGUCUGUGGACCGCAUGGGUGGACCGCAACUUUACUGCGGAUGCAGCUGAAGGGGCUGAAUAAUUAAAGACAUUUUCCUAAAGAAAAAUUCCAUGUAUAAUAAUAGCCCGGGACAGAUUAAAGCUGCAGUUCUGAUUUUAUAACACCUACUACACGUGGCAGCGUAAAUACAGGGUCUCAGUUCCAUGGAUCAUCAUAGACCAGAAGGAUGAUAAAAGUUGUGUCAUUCCUCUGGAAACUCAUCGGUUUUGGUUUAGGGAGUGGUAGCUUAUUGCCUUCCCGAGCCUUCCUUAUAAUCUUAUAAACAAAAAUGCUGGGGAAAAGCAGCAUCUAUUCAGCAUCUAUUCAGAGGGCAGCGCACUGGGGAAUGCUGCUGUGGGAGUUCAGUGUGGUAUAUUUGUAUUGUUUCUGGGGAUUAUUUUGUUUUGUACAGGUAUGGGUUGCCACCUUUGACGUCUGUAAAAACCAAACAAUGGGGCAGCAUGAUGAUAUUGACGGCAGAUUAGUGCCACGGGGGUAGGGUUAUGGCCUUUGGGGGCAUGUUUGUGCUUCUUGGGGCAGGGUUUUAAUAUUAGAGGUGGCUAUUGGCCAGAUAAUUGUUGAUUUCAAACGCGGUCUCUUGUAAAUUGGAUAUGGAAAUAAAGAUUGAUGUUUUAUACCUAUAAUUAUGGAGUGAGCUGUUCUUGAAAAAUCCCGGAGUUUACUGCUGUAAUGGUUGGUGUGGAUUUCACAGGGCUCAAAACCGACAGUUGUGACCCGAACUCCCCUAAGAAAGACCAAACUGUUCAGUAUAUCUGUAGAAAUAAGUCAAACAAUCUUCACAAACAAACUGUUCUAGUCAAAAUGGAACAGGUGGCAAACCUAAGUACAGGGCUACUCUGUACAUAGGGCAAAUAUACUGAAAUGUAGAAGCUUGAAUUACAUACCAACUAUUAAAAAUAUUUAAUAAGAAAGUUAAUAAUAGCAUAUUCUGUAAAUAAUGACAUAACUUUUUGUUUGAAAGGACAAUUUGCUGAAUGUACAAAUAAGUCUUAAUACAGAAACUUUGCAUUUGUUACUGUCCCUUUAAGUCUUGAGACAGGUACCCGAGUCUGCGAUGCAACGGUUUUUACAGCACGUGCCUAAGAUGGUGAUGUCACCAAGUGGCACCUGCCACAGGGCAAGAGCUGUGAACCGUUGGAAAGUGACUGUUGGUGUGAGGCGUUUGCUGAGGAGAGAGCGAGGAGGUGUUGCUCAGCGAGAGAAUGGAGAAAAAGGAGAAAAAAAUGAUUAUCGAUGAAGAAUUUGGAUCUGGUCCCUUGCAGGGGGUGAAGAGAAGGAUGGAGGUGAAAGAGGAUCAAGGAGGAAGAAGGGAGAAAAGGAGAAGAUCCAAAAAGGAGAAGAAGGAGUUCACGGAGGAAGAAUAUGGAUCUGGUGCCUCGGACGAGGUGAAGAGAAGGAUGGAGGCAGAAGAGGAUCAAGGAAGACGAAGGGAGAAAAGAAGAUCUAAAAAAGAGAAGGAGUUCAUUGUGAAAGAAUAUGUAUCCGGUCCCUCGGAGGAGGUGAUAAGACGGAUGGAGACAGAAGAGGAUCAAGGAGGAAGAAAGAAGAAAAAGAGACGAUCUAAAAAGGAGAAGAAGGAGUUCAUGGAGGAUGAAUUUGGAUCCGGUCCCUUGAAGGAGGGGAAGAGAAGGAUGGAGGCAGAAGAGGAUCAAGGAGGAAUAAAGAAGAAGAGGAGAAGAUGCCCUAAAAAGCAUCAAAAGAAGACUGGAAAGAGGACCAAGAAGGAGACUGCAGCAGGAGGAAGUGGCUUGGAGACGACUCAGGCUGAUGCUGCAAAGAUUAACCCUUUGGAUAUUAACAACUACGAGUUCUACGGAAAGCUCGGGGAAGGAGCCUUUGCCACUACUGUGUUGGCGACAUUACGUGGCAGCAAGAAACAUCUCGCCAUAAAGAUCCAGGAGAAAUCAGAGGAGGAUUAUGACAUCAUCCUUACAGAAUCCGAAAUUUUCAAGAUUGCCAAGGACAGUCCUUUCCUAUGCCAUGGCUUGGCUGCUUUCCAAUCAGAGCAUCGCGCCUUCCUCGUCCUGGAAUACCUGAGUGGGGGAAACCUGGAAGAUCUGAUAGAUGAAUCCGGCUACCUGCCAAGGCCCUCUGUAGAGUUCUACUCUGCUGAGAUAGCAUGCGGCCUGGAAUUUCUUCAUGACAGGGGAAUUGUUCAUCGCGACCUGAAACCAGAGAACAUCUUGCUGGAUGAAAAGGGUCAUAUAAAGAUCUCAGACUUCGGUUUGGCAGUGCAGAAUGUUUUUGGUGACGUAACCAUCAAUGGCUGGGCAGGAACACUGCGAUAUAUGGCCCCAGAGAUCUUGUGCGGAGCGGACUACAACACGGCUGUGGACUGGUGGUCAUUCGGGAUCACCACUUGCAGGAUGGCUUCCAAUAUGUUCCCAUUUUAUGGUGCAAAUGAUUAUGAUUUGAUCAUCUAUGAGGAGCCCAACAUCCCUGAAUGGCUGCCUGAAGAUCUGAAAGACCUUUUGAAAAAGCUCCUGAAUAAACAACCUUAUGAUCGCCUGGGUGUGCAUGGAAAUAUCAGACACCAUCGAUUUUAUUCAUCUAUUAAUUGGCUGGAACUUGAACAACAACGGAUACCACCACCUUUCCAGCCAUCAGAGGAACAUUUAAGGAAAAUUCAUGGAAAGGCUAUGUCAACUUUGGAUGUCUUGAUCCCCGGCCCCACCUCAAAGGAGCAAAUAACAAUUGAAGGUUUUUCCUUCCUUAACGCCAUUUGGCAAAAGGACUAAACCACCUGUCCCAGUUCUAGUUCCAGCAUUUCGUUUGCCACUUAAGAUUUUAAAAAUUUAAAGGAGAAAAAAAGAAGAGGUGAAAGAAGAGAGGUGAGUAGAGGAGAUAGGGAAAGAGUCCACACAGUCCAAAGAAAGAAGUGGAGAAGAGAAGAAGAGGACAAGAAAGAAAAGAGAAGAUGAAAGAAGAGGAGAAUGAGAAAAGAGAAGAAAAAGGAGGAAGAGGAGGAAAGGUGAGAAAGAGGAUAGAGAAGUUAGGGAGUAAACAUGGUCCAGGAGAAGAAAGAAUAACGAUGAGGAAAAAGAGGGCAGAAAAGAAGAGAAGCAGAGAAAAAAAGGAGAGAAUAGAAUAGACUAGAAAGAAGACAGCAGAGAAUAGAAAAGAAGAGUGGAGAAGAAAGAGAAGAGGGGAGAUAGAAGGAGAGGGUGGGUGAGAUGAGAGAGAUGGCAAGGAAGAGAUAAGGGAAGACUGUGUAGAGGGGUGAAUAGAGGGAGGAGAGUUUGGAUACGAGUGAGGAAAAGCAGAGAAGAGGGGAAGGGCUGCAGAUCAAUGAGUAGAGAAGAGGCAAGAGCAUACAAUAAGUAGAAUGAAUAGGUAAGACAAAAUGAUCAAGGAGGGAAGAGGUGGGAGGACAAACAUUAGAGAAGAGGGGCGGAGGACAGUAGAAGAGAAAAGAAAGGGGAGAGGAUUUGAUAGCAGUGAGAGAAGAGAUGAUGAGGAUGGGAGAGGUGAGAAGACAAAGAAGGAUAGUGAAGAGGUGGGACAAGUGGAAAGUAUAGAGAGAGGGGAAGGAAAUGGGUGAGAGAACAUGAGAGAGGGGAGGAAAGAGGUAACAAGAGACAAGGGAGGAGUAAAUGAAAGGGAGGAAGAGAGAUGAGACGAGGGAUGGGGCUGUUAGGAUAAUUAUCUAUUAACUGGCAGCAAUACUCUUAGUAAAAGGUUGAUCCAGGGACUUGUCUGAUUGCCAUUUUGGAGUCAGGAAGGAAUUUUUUCCCCUUCUGUUGCCAGGAGGGGUUUUUCGCCUUCCUCUGGAUCAACUUAUUUGUAGCUAGAUAACUAGGAAGGGAGGUAAGGAGUAAGUAUGAAUGAGUGCUGAAUGAAACUCAUGGCCACCAUCAGAAAAAUUUAGCCCCUGUAGAGAUAUAUCAGUGAAAAGACAUGUGGGGUUGGCAAGGAGUUCAAAGAAAUUUGUGUGGAGUAAAGAGCUUAAGGGUUUCAACGACAGGUCCCGGGGAACCUAGGUUGUGGAGGUUAAUGGAGAAGUUGCAGGGCAAAGACAUUGAUUAGAGGUUAGAGGUGGUGACUAAAGGAAAGGUAAGACUUGUGCCAGUGGAUGCAGAUCUCUGCAGAGACAGGCCAAGAAUCCGCUCCUCCACUGCUGCUCAAUGUGCCUGCACCCGAAUACAUUGCCACGGCUCGGAUACAGACAGACACAUCGGAUUUCAGUGCCGAAAUGCAAAAUUUUGUAUUUCACGCCCAAAUCCGUCGUGUCUGCCUGCACCUGAGCCAAGGCAAUGUAUUCUGGUGCAGGCCCAACAAGCAGCAACGGAUGAGCAGAUUCUUGGCCUGCGUUUCUCCGCAGAGCUCUGCAUCAAAUGGCACUAACCCAGGAGAGGAAGGUGGUGGUGGAAAACAGCAGGGGAGAACUUUAAAAUAAUUUCAUAUUAGUAUGCCAUUAUUUAGAUUUUUGUAAAAAUGAGUUCUGUAACAAAGGCCAGAAAUUCCUAAACAUGAAAUAUAAUUGUUAAAAAGGAUGAUGAUGAUAGUAUUCUGUAAACUUCCUCCAUGCGAGUGCUUUUCCAGAGUAGUCAAAGGGAUAGUGCACCUUUAAUAUAACUUGAGUAUGCUGUUAAAUCUCUUACACAUACAGGAUUUCUUUUUCUUACAAAUCUGGAAAAUAAAUAAAAUUACUUAAAAAAGUAAA
This is a messenger RNA of Xenopus laevis (African clawed frog), 5411 nucleotides long. RefSeq names its product protein kinase C delta type-like. Lineage: Eukaryota; Metazoa; Chordata; Amphibia; Anura; Pipidae. The record is from RefSeq and is a predicted model, not a curated record. Bases 1951 to 3486 code for a protein of 511 amino acids. The transcript is spliced from 9 exons.